This is a messenger RNA of Arabis nemorensis, 693 nucleotides long. NCBI's taxonomy places the organism in Eukaryota, Viridiplantae, Streptophyta, Magnoliopsida, Brassicales, Brassicaceae. The record is from the annotation of a GenBank genome assembly.
AUGGCACUCGAAGCUCUUACUUCGCCGAGAUUAACUUCUCCAAUUCGUCCUUUGUUUGAAGAUUCUUCUUUAGGUUUCCAUGGAGUGGAGCACUGGACUAAAGGAAAGCGAUCUAAGAGAUCAAGAUCCGAUUUUCACGACCAGAAACUCACCGAGGAAGAGUAUCUCGCUUUCUGCCUCAUGCUUCUCGCUCGCGACGGAGACCGUCACCGUCAACCUCCGCUUCUUCCGGCUCCGGUGGCUGAGAAGUUGAUGUACAAGUGUAGCGUCUGCGACAAGGCGUUCUCAUCUUACCAAGCUCUUGGUGGUCACAAGGCGAGCCACCGGAAAAACUUAUCACUAUCUGGCGGAGGAGAUGAACAAUCCACGUCGACGGCCACGGUGACAACCACAUCCGCCGUGACUACCGGAAAUGGGAAAUCACACGUUUGUUCUAUUUGUAACAAAUCUUUUGCCUCCGGUCAAGCUCUCGGUGGCCACAAGCGGUGCCACUAUGAAGGGAACAAUAGUAGCGUCUCAAAUUCCGAAGGAGCCGGAUCCACCAGCCAUGUCAGCAGUAGCCACCGUGGGUUUGACCUGAACAUCCCGCCGAUACCGGAAUUCUUGUCGGUCAACGGAGACGACGAAGUCAUGAGCCCUAUGCCGGCGAAGAAGAAGUCUCGGUUUGACUUGUCGGAAAAACUUCAACUUUAG